Molecule: messenger RNA, 4357 nt
Organism: Acipenser ruthenus (sterlet)
Lineage: Eukaryota; Metazoa; Chordata; Actinopteri; Acipenseriformes; Acipenseridae
Product: serine/arginine-rich splicing factor 11-like
Exons: 12
Coding region: 2110-3330 (406 amino acids)
Cellular component (GO): nucleoplasm
Molecular function (GO): RNA binding
Source: RefSeq, a predicted model, not a curated record
UUUUUCCAGUGAGUCUCCCUUGCCAGUGACUUCACGUGUCUGUUUUGUAAAGUUCCUUGAAUCUGAUUCGGUGGGAGUGUCUCAGCAUUUGACUAACACAGUCUUCGUGGACAGAGCCUUGAUAGUGGUGCCAUUUGCAGAAGGUUUGUACUUAAAAUUUUAUAUUGUGUGUUUGUCUGAUAUCCCCCUGUAAGUUUGACAUUAAAGAAAAGUUAAAUUAAUGAAAAUCUAAUGCAGACCCUUGGCAUACUGUAGAAUAUAGACUUCUGUAACUGUUUAGACACUGUUGCAAACAUUGUUUUUCAGUAAAUCAACUGGCGUGACUUAGGAGUCGUUGUGUUGUACAGAAGAUAUACCACUUGUUUUUGGCUUUGAACAUAUUGCAUGUCACCCAUGCUUGUUAAAGCACCAGACAGUGCAUCAUAUUUAUGUUUUUGCAUUCCAAAAAUGUGAAAUGUUUUAAAUGUGCACAUUUUCUGAGUUGUGGUGAGAAUAACAUACAGUAUACCAAGGACUGAUAGAAGCUGGGCUUGCUUGGAAGAACAUGAUAUAGUAAGCGAGUAAAUUUAAUCUGUAACCAUGCUUUUCCCAUUUAGAAUAUCAUUAUUAAACUUUUCUCUCUGUUAUUUGUGUGUGUGAUUUUUGUAGUGGAGAAGGCAAUUGCAGAGCCCCCUCCUUGAUGACUGAAACUGUGGGUCCUCUGCAGCGAACAGGGGAUUGUAGACAUUUACAAAAGGCCAGCAAGCAUUCGAGCCCCCCUGUGUUUUCCCGGUGUAUAAACACUUAAUAACUCUUCUCUCUUGUUUUUUUUGUGUUUUAGGGCUUAUAAUCAGAGAGGAAUUGUAGGAAUUGUAGCGGUGCCAUUAAAAUAAUUGUUAGAAUGAAGAUGUUUGGGCUAACAUGCAUAGCAGUGUGCAUGUGUUGAGAUUUAUUAGGGCCUAGAUUUGUAGUUUAGUUAAUUUUGCUAUUUUUUGUUCACUUUAGUAAACCUACAUUUUCACCUGUCAGCAUUACAUUUUAAAUAUGGUGUUGGCACAUGAUUAAUAAUUUUAUUGGCUCUGGGCUUUCAUAGUCAUCCAUUGUAGUUGAAAUCGCACAUUGAUGUGUAAGUCCUUGCCAAUAUCACUUUUUCUCUCAAUAGAGCAUACACGAUCAAACCAAAUACACUAUGUUGACAGGGAAUGGGACACAACAAGUAAAUUACAGUACUAUACUGUACAAUGUUUUGAUGAAAUCCACUCCAACUAUUGUAGAAAGAAGGGUCCAAUACCUUUUUUUAACAGUGGUUUUUCUUUUUUUGUUGUUGUGUUUUACAGUUCUUUUUCCUGGUUCAGCCAGACCUAUUUACCAGGCCCUGCUGAAAAUACCACCCAACAGUUUUGUCUUCUGCAGCUAAUCCAGUUUCUCAAGUGCCCUUUAUAUGUUGUAUGUUUUUUCUAAGAUGGUAGACAGUAAGAUGAUUACUGAUUUUGUAAACCGCUAUGGGAUAGAAUUUCACAGAUUUUUGUUUUUUUGGGGGAAUCUUGGGCAUGCAAAUUACAUGCUAAUGAGGGGGCUUUUGCUGGCAGUAAACCUUUCUAUUUGAGGGCAUCCAGUUUUCUGUGCUCUUGUAUGGGGCAACAAGAAUGGAGGAUCAGAGGCCUGUUGAUGCUGUUGGCAAUACAUUUUUCUUUUCUUUGUUUCUGUGCCCAUUCGGAAUCAGUUUGCACUCAACUGGCAUAACGUUCCCUUUAGCUUGUAUGUUAUUGCACCAGGUAAGGAAAAAAAAGACCACGCUUCUGUGUUUUGAGAGAUCCACGUUGACAGUCUGGCACAACAUAGCCUACUUAUCCAUAAGUAACCAGCAAAAGCCCAGGAAAGAAUCUUUAAAUUUCAGUCUGUUAAUGUUAAAUGUAUUUUACCUGUUUAUGGUAAGUGUAUACAAUUCAUAAUGAACUGUACCAUGCUGUUGACCCCAAAAAUCAUAAACUCUUUUGUUUUGUGUAUCUUGAUUUUUCUGUGUGCUUUAUAGCGAAGCAGCUGACACGAGUCGCUUGUUCAUAAAACAUCUUUUGAAACUUGAGAGCACACCCCACUGGAGAACCGACUGUGCUUGCUUACGUUUGGUUCAUGACUAAAAAAUCAAGUACAGGAGUAAUUCCUGAUGAGGCGAAAGCUUUGUCUUUGUUGGCGCCAGCAAAUGCUGUUGCAGGGCUGCUUCCAGGGGGAGGACUUCUGCCUACACCAAAUCCAAUGGCAUCGAUUGGAGGCGUUCCUUUGUCAGCUCUGGGGGGUCCCACACUUGACCAAGGCCUUGCUGCGUAUGGGUUGCAAGGAGCAGGUUUAAAUUCUCAGUCUCUGGCAGCAGAUCAGCUUUUGAAGCUCAUGAGCAGUGUGGACCCAAAGUUGAAUCACGUGACAGCAGGACUAGUGAACCCAGCAAUGAAAUCGGAUGCCUCAAGUAAAGAAAUAGAGGAAGCUAUGAAGAGAGUCAGAGAAGCGCAGUCCUUGAUUUCAGCUGCUAUUGAGCCAGGAAAUAAGAAAGACGACAAACGAAAACAUUCAAGAUCCCGAUCCCGAUCUAGAAGGCGAAGAUCCCGUUCCCGCUCCAGACAUAGACGUUCAAAGAGCAGAUCCAGACGAAGGUCACAAUCCAAAUCAAGAAGCAGAAGGCGAUCUAAAAGUCCUAGGCGACGGAGAUCGCAUUCUAGAGAUAGGAGUAGGCGUUCAAGAAGCAAAUCCAGGGAUAGAAAGAAAGAAGAAAAAGAAAAGAAACGCUCUAAAACUCCACCAAAGAGCUACAGUACUACUAGAAGAUCGCGAAGUCCUAGCAGGGACAGAAGGCGUAGAAGAAGUCGCAGUGUAACUCGAUCUCCUCCUAAAAAGUCACCCAAAAGAAAGAUGUCCAAAUCACCUUCCCCUAGAAGGCACAAGAAGGAAAAGAAGAAGGACAAGGAGAGAGAGCGAGACAGAGGUAGAGAAAGAGAGAAGGACCGAGAUAGAAGCAGAGAUGAAAGGGAAAGAUCAACCAGCAAAAAGAAGAAAAGCAAGGACAAGGAAAAAGAACGGGAGAGAAAAUCGGAUGGUGAGAAGGGAGAUGUAAAGCGCUCUAAACUGGGACUGUUGCAGGCACAGAUGGCUAAGGGAGAACAGAAUGAGGUGACAAGAGAUUAUGAUGAAGAGGAGCAGGGGUAUGACAGUGAAAAAGACAAAAAAGAGGACAAAGGUUCAGACUCUGCUUCUCCUAAGGCAAAGGAAUCUUCAGUUGAUAAAGGAAUGGGGGACACAGUAAGAGAAUCCAAAGUGAAUGGUGAUGAUCAUCAUGAAGAAGACAUGGACAUGAGUGACUGAAUGCAUCCAAGUUUCCUGCCAUGUGUUUAGCAGUGCUUAUAGCACAUUAGCAGACAUGCAUCAGUACCAUUCCUUUAGCUUUUUUGUUUCUUUUUUUCAAAUGGCAACAAGAAGAAUAUACUUGGUGCCUCUAGAGUGUUGGCUGGAGAACUGCAGUCUUAAAUGUACAGUUUUGGGGGGGGGGGGGGGGACCAUCUAUUGGAAACAUUACAUCAUAAAUCUUGAAGACUAAACCAGUUGGUUUCAUUUACAAUAGAUGGAAUGCCCUGUGUGCAUGGUGGUUGUGAAUUAUGUCCAUUUCAAUACUAAAAUACUGUAAUAUCAGGGUCUUUUCAUUACUGAUUUUGACUAACGGGGAGUCACAGUUAUUUCUUCUAUUCAAUUAGUUAUAUAUGCUCUUUAUAAGGAGUGAAACAGAUAUACCAGGAGUGAAACAGCAUCCAUAAAACUGUCGUGCUUUUUGUUUUUUCUAUUUCUGUGCUUCUAGAGCUAGUAUACAGAUAGGUAAUGCUAUCAGUUAUAUUUUUCGAAGUGUUUCUUUACACGUGUGAAAUUAUCAUCUUUUGCUUAUGUAACAAAAUGCAGUUUCAAAAUAAACAAGUAAUGCACAGAUAUUACACUGGUGGGUAUGCAAUCUGUUUCCAUUAUGUAAAUACAUAUAACCAUUUAACUUUGCUUGAAAAUGACACGUCCAGUUAUUAAAUUCUGAGCCUUGUGACAAUAGUUUUAAGAACUGGUUGUCAUUAACUGCCCUGAUUUAAAAUUUCUUUAAAUAAAGCUCUACUUGAUGUAUUUUGUGAUACUCUGUUAAUGUACAAGUUCUUGAUCUUGUUGCCCAUUGUUCACGUUGUAUUUGGAAUAUGCACAGAUGAUCUGAUGUGUGCUCAGUCUUGUGGAGCUCUUACUUUUCUUUCCACCCUCAUACCGGUUCAAAAUUUGUUGUGGGUUAUAGUCUUCUCUGUUCAUGUACAGUUUAUGAAGUGUUUUACAAGGGAAUAUCUUUGAUAAUAAAACUGCUACGAAAUAA